GAGAGAGAGAGAACACCUCGCAACGGCAACCAGAGACGCGCGUCCUCCGUCAGAACUUUGAUGAUUUGACGGUGAAUCCGAUGGAAACGCGGAGAUGAUGUUCCAGUUCUUGAUGAUGGAUUCGUCUUUCAGCGUGUCCAGAUAUGCUGUCCUUGUGCUCGUCUCCUAGUAGACUGCUGAUCCAUUUUUCUUCUCAAAUACUUCUGCUCUACUACAGCUUUUUGUGAUCGAACACUUGAGUUCGCGUGAAGAACAGUGAAGGAAACGGGGCGCAUUGUUUGAAUUUUCAUUAUUAUAAAGGACUUCCAGUUCAUACAGGAUUCGUGAUGUCUGCAGCAUACCGCUCCUUAUUCCUUUUGUUGUUGAGUUUGAUCUCGGCCGGGGCUCAGACCGAGAUGAAGCGGGUUGUUGGGGACAACGCCACAUUGCCUUGUCAUCACCAGUUCUGGCAGUCGAAUGGACAAACACUGGACAUAGAAUGGCUCCUGCAGAAACCCAAUGUCAAACAGCGUGUGAUUAUUACAUUCUUCAACAACGAGGUCUACACUAACGACAACCAUGCCAGUCGUCUGUCCUUUGCUGGCGACUACCUGAAAGGAGACGCCUCUCUCCUGAUUAGCGAUCUGCAGCUGACUGACUCUGGAGAAUACCAUUGUAAGGUCAAGACCGGCGGCAAAUACCACUGGAGCCAAGUCAACCUCAUUGUGCUGGUGAAGCCGUCUAAACCCCGCUGCUGGAUGGAAGGCCGGCUUCUGGAGGGUAGUGAUGUGAAACUGAGCUGUAAGUCUUCAGACGGAUCCGACCCUAUUCACUACAAGUGGGAGAGAGUUCUGGAUAAGGGCAAGAGUGUGGGAAAACUACCUCCCUUCGCACUCAUCGAUCUGAAGAACCCAGAGAUCGUGACCUUGAGGAACUUGACGCAGGACAGCUCCGGGGUCUACAAGUGCACCGCCAGCAAUGAUGUAGGAGAGGAGAACUGUAUCAUCGAGGUCACAAUGCAAUAUGUGCGGGGCAUGGGUGUGGUGGCUGGUGCUGUGGUUGGCGUUUCAUUCGGCGUUCUGCUCCUCAUUCUCAUCAUCUGGCUGGUCUUCCGCAAAAAAGAAAAGAAGAAAUAUGAUGAGGAGGAGACGCCUAAUGAGAUCAGAGAGGAUGCAGAAGCUCCUAAAGCCAAGCUGGUGAAGCCCAACUCCCUCUCCUCGUCUCGCUCUGGCAGCUCCCGCUCCGGUGCUUCCUCCACACAGUCCAUGGUGCACAACAGCACAACCCGAACCCAACGUCCACGGCCACCCGCUGUCGCCACCCUCAAGGAGAACGGACAGCCCCACGGGUUCCCCCAGUCUCCCCCGGCCUACACGCAGGUCGUGCCUAAAACCCCAGAACCCCCUGCCACCCCAAAAUUCAAACCCCCCAAUCCUCAAGUGGGCAUGGCCAUCCCGGCGAGCAUCAUGGUCCCUGCUCAAAGCAAGGCCUUUCAGACAGUGUAGGGAGUAAAGGAAGCAAGGCCUGGUGCGGGUCUCCGUACAAGACACCCACAGUGACUCUUCCAAAAGUACGAUUGGAAAAAUAAAAUACACACACAAACACAAAAAUAAAAAUAAAAACUGUAAAAUAAAAGCAUAAUUAAAAAAUAAAAUCAAUCAUAUAAAAUCUAAAAAGUUGAAUGCAUAUUUACAAGGGAAAAUACACAGUGCUUGCCCCCCUUCUGAAGUAUUAAAAGAAAACAAGGGAGGAACUGAAGAACGAGAAUUUUUUAUUCUCAUUCUUUGGUUCGCUCUCCUUCUUUUGAUCUCAUGGCGCAGUCUGACCCUUUUUUUUAACAUUAUUUGUUUUUCCCUCUCUUUUUGAGCCCUUGAAGGCUUUGUGGACGGUGGGGUGGAAAGAUUUCCCCAAGUACAGUUUAUUUAUUUAUUGCAUCAGAGAGGCUAAAGGUCCAAGGGCAGGCUGGGUUUAUGAAACAUGAUGGCAAGAGGAAGGACCAGUCGACUCUGAAGAGAAAUGAAGGAUAUUAUCCAAGAACUUUGUUGUUUCUGUUGAAGGCGAUGGGGCGGCUCUGGGAAUAUGAACUGUCCAUCUCAUUCCCAUUCAUUUUUCCCAGAAUGCAAUGCAAACAUUGGCCGUGGCUCAGACAUCAAAAUCGAAGGCAAUCUUAUUAAUACCUUAACAACAAUUUCCACAAAGAAGAAGUGAAGUGAUUGGAAAAUAUGGUCCCUGAUGGACAUUUCGGCACAUGGAUGACGACGUGUCAUUGAUGCAGUGGUACAGAGAGACUAACGGUUCAGUUAUCGUGAAACACACUGUUUUGCUACCUUAGCACGCUAUAUUUUACAAAAAAAACACCUGUUUAACUGUAUUUCAAUUAUGCCAUUGUCAUUGGUUUUUUUGUAUUUUUUGCGCAAACCCACGUUUUCUAUUACUGCCCACAGAUGCAGACGAUAAAAUGUAGUAAAAGAGACUUCAUCGAUGUUUUCUAGCAGCGGUAAUUCAUCACAUGAUGAUUAAAUGAUAUAAGAAGAGCAUUUUAACUUUUACAUAGUCCAUCUUAGACAUUCUACUAACUAUAAGUAACUUUACAACUACAUGUCAACUAGCAGUCAUUAGAAUACUAGCUACUGUCUGCUUAAUAUCUGCUAAGAUUUUAUUGUGAUGGUCCUCCAAACAUCAUUCAACUGACUAUAAGUAUAUUUUCAAGUACGUCAACUUAUUUUACUAAUCCUAACCCUAACCUUACAGUCUACUAAUACUCUAAUGAGAGUUAGUUGCCAUGUAGUUGCCAUGUUACUUAGUAUAACUUCUGAAGUUGACUAUCAAAAUAAAGUGUAACGUUACAUCCCGAUGCGUCAUGCAGUCAAGAGCACUUUAAUCUCCAUUUCAGGUGCUUAGCAUUGCUGUAUGUACAUUCCCAGUAAAGUACGCCAGAUCGCAGUAGUCUGCUGUUUCCCUCACAACCUAGUGCUCAGAACCGACCUGCAUAAUUGUGGCAUGCAAAAUGCAGCCAUUACCUAAUUUGCACAAUUCCAUUCGUGAAUUGGGUGUUAAAAAACAUGACAUGAGGAAAUAAACAGUGCCGUUAGCGGGUGAAAUUGAUCCUUAGUGAAUUCCCCCUGUGUGUCAACUGCUCUCUACACACUGAUAGGAAUUUUUGCAGUUAAAUCUAUGCAUAAACAUGGAGCGUACUGUACGUCCUUGACAGAAAGUCUGCGGUCUGGUUGCGGAUGUCAUCCUCACCGUUUCAGUUUGUAUUACAUACAGAGCGUGGUAUAUUUGUUACAGCUGUAGUUCCAGUGAUACUGAAACCAAAACCUGUCACGAAUACUAUGAAUGUGUAUAAGUCAAAGAUAGUUUUGUUUUUUAUUUAUUUUUUCCUUCUUUUCUAGAAUACCCAGUGGUACUACAUAAUAGCAUAUGAGGCACAAGUAACGUUCGACUAUAAUCUCACAGUACUGUUGGACAAGUAAUUGAAAGGGAACGCCAUAACAGGGACUUAUGAACAGAGCGUGUGUCCGCAUUUGCGGUACUCUCCGUCUAGUUAGUAAUUGCACCACGGUACCGUCCCAGGAUUCUCCUAGGACCCUCUAACAGCAGGCUGUCUCAAGAUGGCUGGCUUUUUGUGCCAACCGCCCCGCGGCUUCCUCCACCAAGUGCUGUCAAAAAAACCCUCUCCAUUAGCGGUGUCUCGAAGCCCCUGGGAAGACCUUGCUUGGUGCAUUUGUGAAAUUUGAAAUGGACAAGUUGCCUGUUUUGUGUGCCUUCACAGUGAAUUCUUCCCCCGAGAUUGCUUUUGUCCUUGGUUCUUUGCAAUGUACCAGACAAAAAAAAAAAA
This is a messenger RNA of Sinocyclocheilus grahami, 3820 nucleotides long. RefSeq names its product CXADR-like membrane protein. The record is from RefSeq and is a predicted model, not a curated record. Lineage: Eukaryota; Metazoa; Chordata; Actinopteri; Cypriniformes; Cyprinidae. The transcript is spliced from 7 exons. The coding region runs from base 327 to 1484 and encodes 385 amino acids. Gene Ontology annotation, cellular component: cytoplasmic microtubule; cell surface; membrane.